AUGAGCAUUGUGAGGACAAAUGCUACAAAUCUACAAAACAUAGAGAUCUUAAGUAACUUGACUUCUACAUUUCCAACUUUCUUGUUGACCGGCAUUCCUGGCCUAGAGUCUGUCCAUGCCUGGAUCUCCAUUCCCUUCUGCUGUCUUUAUGCCAUUGCUCUCUCUGGGAACAGCAUGAUCCUGUUUGUCAUCUUCACCCAGCACAGUCUCCAUGAGCCCAUGUACUAUUUCCUCUCCAUGCUGUCAGCUGCGGACUUGGGCUUGACUAUUUCUACAAUGUCAACAACAUUAGCUAUCCUCUGGUUUGAUGCAAGAGAAAUCAGUCUAGAUAGCUGCAUUAUCCAGAUGUUUUUUCUUCAUGGAUUUACUUUCAUAGAAUCUGGGGUGCUGGUGGCCAUGGCCUUUGACCGCUUUGUGGCAAUCUGUGAUCCUCUAAGGUACACUACUAUUCUCACUCAUUCCAGAAUUAUUCAGAUGGGUCUCUUAAUGAUUUUACGCACUGUAAUAUUAAUAGUGCCACUACUCUUGCUCCUUAAGCCCCUCUCUUUCUGUGGAGCAAAUGUCCUUUCCCAUUCUUACUGUUACCAUCCAGAUGUGAUUAAAUUAGCAUGUUCAGAU
Myotis brandtii (Brandt's bat) is the source of this 618-nucleotide messenger RNA. RefSeq names its product olfactory receptor 51F1-like. The transcript has a single exon. The record is from RefSeq and is a predicted model, not a curated record. Gene Ontology annotation, biological process: G protein-coupled receptor signaling pathway. Gene Ontology annotation, molecular function: G protein-coupled receptor activity; olfactory receptor activity. Gene Ontology annotation, cellular component: membrane. The annotation marks the transcript as partial. Lineage: Eukaryota; Metazoa; Chordata; Mammalia; Chiroptera; Vespertilionidae.